Thalassophryne amazonica is the source of this 4613-nucleotide messenger RNA. RefSeq names its product myotubularin related protein 3 (gene mtmr3). The coding region runs from base 277 to 4017 and encodes 1246 amino acids. The transcript is spliced from 21 exons. The record is from RefSeq and is a predicted model, not a curated record. Gene Ontology annotation, biological process: dephosphorylation; regulation of autophagy. Gene Ontology annotation, molecular function: protein phosphatase binding; phosphatidylinositol-3,5-bisphosphate 3-phosphatase activity; metal ion binding. NCBI's taxonomy places the organism in Eukaryota, Metazoa, Chordata, Actinopteri, Batrachoidiformes, Batrachoididae.
GCUGCUGCUGCUGCACGGGGACGCAGUAAAGCUGGACUCGGUUCGGAUAUGACUCACGUCUGUCUCAUCGAGCCUUGCCUGCUGCCUGCUCUUUGCACAGCUCUUCGGAUGAAUCUUCGGCGGCUAACUUGUUUAGUGGUUCCCAUCUCUGACUUGUGAGAAUUUCUGAACAGAAUCAUCAGGACAGCUCAUCAUCCGUUACUGAUUAGAAAGAUCUGCUCCAGGAAGAGAAGUCGAAGUUUCUUGUUGGGUGACCCACACUCCUUCACAGGGGUCAUGGAGGAGGACGGGCAGAAGAGCUUGGAGUGUAUCCAAGCCAAUCAGAUCUUCCCCAAAAAGUCUCCUGUCCUGGAGGAGGAGAACAUGCAGGUGCCCUUCCCUGAGCUGCAUGGGGAGUUCACGGAGUAUGUCGGGAGAGCAGAAGAUGCCAUCAUUGCGAUAUCCAGCUACCGCCUCCACAUCAAAUUCAAAGAGUCUGUUGUCAAUGUCCCUCUUCAGCUCAUCGAGAGUGUGGAGUGCCGUGACAUGUUCCAGCUCCAUGUCACCUGUAAGGACUGUAAAGUUGUCAGAUGUCAGUUCUCAGCCUUUGAGCAGUGUCAGGAGUGGCUGAAGCGCUUGAAUGCAGUCGUGCGCGCACCCUCACGCCUGGAGGACCUCUUCUCCUUUGCUUUCCAUGCCUGGUGCAUGGAGGUGUACGCCGGGGAGAAGGAGCAACACGGCGAGCUCUGUAGACCAGGUGAACAUGUGACCUCGUGGUUCAAGAACGAGGUGGAGAGGAUGGGCUUUGACACUCAAAACGCCUGGAGGAUAUCUGACAUUAACAGCAAGUUCAGACUUUGCCCCAGCUAUCCCCAGCAGCUCCUUGUGCCGGCCUGGAUCACUGACAAGGAGCUGGAGAAUGUGGCAGCUUUCCGCUCCUGGAAGAGGUUUCCUGCUGUGGUUUAUAGGCACCUGAGCACAGGAGCGGUGAUCGCCCGCUGCGGCCAGCCGGAGGUCAGCUGGUGGGGCUGGAGGAACGCCGACGACGAGCACCUGGUCCAGUCUAUUGCCAAGGCCUGUGCUGUGGAUAGCAGCUCACGCAAACAUGUUCCCAAUGGCACCUACACCAAUGGCACAGACCUGCCUGAUUCUGAUUUCGAGUCCUCCAUGACCAACAGUUCAGAGGUAGAGACACUCGCCAUCCAGCCCCACAAGUUACUGAUCCUUGAUGCCCGCUCCUAUGCUGCCGCUGUGGCAAACAGGGCCAAGGGGGGAGGCUGUGAAUGUCCAGAAUACUAUCCAAACUGUGAGGUUGUAUUCAUGGGCAUGGCCAACAUCCACUCCAUCCGUAAGAGUUUUCAAUCUCUGCGUUUCCUCUGUACUCAGAUGCCUGAUCCAGCCAACUGGCUUUCUGCACUGGAGAGCACCAAGUGGCUGCAGCACCUGUCCCUGCUGCUGAAAGCAGCGCUGCUGGUGGUCAAUGCUGUGGACCGGGACCACAGGCCCGUCCUGGUGCACUGCUCAGACGGCUGGGACCGUACACCCCAGAUUGUUGCACUGUCAAAGCUGCUGCUGGACCCGUAUUACCGCACCAUAGAGGGCUUCCAGGUUUUGGUGGAAACUGAGUGGCUAGACUUCGGCCACAAAUUUGCUGAUCGUUGUGGCCACGGGGAAAACUCUGAGGACCUGAACGAACGCUGCCCCGUCUUCCUGCAGUGGCUCGACUGCGUUCACCAGCUGCAGAGGCAGUUCCCGUGCUCCUUCGAGUUUAAUGAAGCCUUCCUGGUGAAACUGGUGCAGCACACCUACUCCUGUCUGUUCGGAACCUUCCUGUGCAACAGCGGUAAAGAGAGGGAGGACCGCCACGUUCAGGAGAGGACGUGCUCCGUCUGGUCCCUGCUGAGGCCAGCAAACCGCACCUUGAGAAACAUGCUGUACUCCUCGCACUCCGAGACCGUUCUCCACCCCGUGUGUCACGUUCGCAAUCUGAUGGUUUGGACAGCAGUCUACCUGCCCAGCUCCUCCCCCACCACGCCUCCAGAUGACUCCUGUGCCCCGUACCCUUUACCCGGGGCCAACCCCGAGGAUGCACCCCUGGGCAGAUGUACGAAGACUCGCUCCUUUGAUAACAUACCCAGUGCGUGUGAACUGGGAAACGUACUGGCUCCAAACCGGCGUUCCAGUGACCCGAGUCUGAAUGAGAAAUGGCAGGACCACCGGCGCUCUCUGGAACUCAACAUGGCAGUGGGACCAGAGGAUGACGGCAGCCAGGAUCAGGACAUGUGGUGUAAUGGGCAUUCGGGUGUGGGGACGUACCUAGAUGGCACUGACACCGAGAUUGAUGUCAGUCCUCAGACUCAGGAUGCAGACGUGGUGCUCAGACAGGGAUGUUCUGUCAGCUCAGGGACUGCUAGGGAGGAAGUGGAUGAAGCAGAACUUUCUGUUGCAGUGGGAGUAGCUGAAGGCCAGAUGGAGAACAUUCUUCAGGAAGCCACGGAGGAGGAGGCAACAGCAGAUAUUUACAGAGACUGCAGGGCUGCUGUCACACAGAUUAAGAGUGGGGACACUGAGUUGGAACAAAAAGCAAAAAUUGAAGGAGAAGAGUCGUGUGCUAACUUGCAGAGCAGAAAACUGAUCUUGAAUCAUCACAGUCCAGAAAAUGAUGUUGCGGAAGCUGAGGAGGACGGUGCUUCUCCAUCAAGCCCCCCUCCUCCCACACAGACGGCAGUGGAACACGAGGUAAAGGCAGCAGAGGAGGUUAUGCUGUCAGAGGAUCUGGUAACGCAAGGUCUUGAGAACUGUUCUGUUCAAGAAGACCUUGCACACACACACGGUCAGACGUGCUCAGCUGAGUCAGAAUGGACUGUGACCUAUAGAACUAUUACCAGUGGAUUUUCCAACAGGUCACCAGAAGAGCCUGGUGCUGAUGACGAGUCCAGCCCUGACCAUGAGUCCCAAAGAGAUGUCUCAGCGGAGCAGGUUGAGAAGAAGGCCACCCUGAUGGAAAGCUCCACAGAGACUGUGACUGAAGAGGCCUGCAGCAGGUUGGAGCUUCCCGCACCACCGCCUCUUUGUUUGGGAUCUCAACCCUGCACCGACAGCAGGAGCCAAAUCCCAUGUGCCCGGAAAGAGAAGCCACCAGAGACCAUUGAACAUGGCUUCAUCAGUACUUUAAACGGGGGUGGUAAGCGGCCCUCAGUCAGUGCCUUUCAGAGUGGGGGUGCCGACCUCAGCAGAGACGGGGUUUGUAAUGGCGACAGCUCUGACGGCGAGCCCUGUGGAGGCCCUCACUGGACUAAAUCGAGUGGGGAGCGAGCCCCGCUGAGUCGGCAGGUUUCCCUCGCAAGCUGCAACUCCCUCAUCCUCCACCCACGGGGCAGCUGCUCCCAGUACCGCUGGUGCCACAUCCUCCCGGGGCGUGCAGCCAUCAGCCCGGAGCAGCCGUCCCGCAGCCACCUGGACGACGACGGGCUGACACUUCACACAGACACUAUCCAGCAGAGACUGCGACAGAUCGAGGCAGGCCACCAGAUGGAGGUGGACACUCUGAAGAAGCAGCUGCAGGAGUUACGGAGUCGCCUGGAGAUUCAGCAGCACAUCAGCUCCCACAGGAUCAAUGGAGACAUAGGGGAUGAGGUGACCUCCAUAACGGACUCAGAGUGCAACCUAGACCCCAACUGUUUGUCGCGAUGCAGCACGGAGCUCAUCUCUGAUUCCAGCUGGGAGCAGGUGGACAAGCAGGAUGCUGAGAUGACUCGAUGGUACCCGGACCAUUUGGCCGCUCAGUGCUACGGCUGUGAGAGCAGGUUCUGGCUCGCUACCAGGAAGCAUCACUGCAGUGGCAAGGAGCCUGUCCAGGAGAUCUGGAACUGCGGUAACGUCUUCUGCACCAGUUGCUGUGACCAGAAGAUUCCGGUGCCAAGUCAGCAGUUAUUUGAGCCGUGUCGUGUCUGCCGGACCUGCUACAGCACGCUGCAGCUCAACGGGACUCCACGAGACCUGCAACUGGAAAAACCCAUCACAGCCAGCUCCACCUAGCCUGCAGGGGGUGCAGACGGUGGCAGGCUGCUGAAGGAGAGCGCGAAAUGUCCCCCCAAAUUUUGUGUGCUGCAGACAUGUAAACUUGAGGUGUAUAUAAAGGGGCUAAUGCGGCGUGAUUUCAAGCGCUCUUUAUGGUGGGUGAGUGUAUGAGAGGGGAGACGCACACAUUUGCCACACGGGGAGCUGUGGCAGUAAAUGGGGCGAGAAUGGGUAUGUAGUGUUGAGCAGAGCGGAGUCGCCUCGGUGUGACUGAGGACUCUCAAAGGGUUUUUGGUUUUCAUCUCUUGGCUUCUGCAAAUUCUGUAUCAAGAUGAUCAGGAGUCGUGUGGAAAAACGAAAUAUCUGAUGGGCAAAUUGAUUUCAGAAACCUCUGAGUGCUUCAUUAAAAUCUUUGUCCUGUGGGCUGAGAUUUAACAGUCUUUGUAGCUUUUGGCAGUGACUGGCCAAACAUAUUGCACACACAACUCGUACAAAUCAGGAAGUUUUUAUUAUUUUAUUAACAAACGAACAUAUGUUAAAGUCUGAAUUCAGUCCAAAGUAUCUAUGAACUAUGUCAGCAUCAGAGCUUCCUUGUUCAAUCACAAACACAGUUU